This is a messenger RNA of Eutrema salsugineum, 1757 nucleotides long. RefSeq names its product UDP-glucuronic acid decarboxylase 2. The transcript is spliced from 6 exons. Gene Ontology annotation, biological process: D-xylose metabolic process. Gene Ontology annotation, molecular function: UDP-glucuronate decarboxylase activity; NAD+ binding. The coding region runs from base 178 to 1515 and encodes 445 amino acids. Lineage: Eukaryota; Viridiplantae; Streptophyta; Magnoliopsida; Brassicales; Brassicaceae. The record is from RefSeq and is a predicted model, not a curated record. Gene Ontology annotation, cellular component: cytoplasm.
CUUUUCACUCACGUUCAAGGUCGACUCAGUUCCCGGCGAGUUCGACUCGGAGAAUUUUUUCUUAGAAAAUAAUAAAAAGAGCCCUGAAAAUUUUCUUAUCGAUUGAUUUUUUUCUACUCGAUUCCAGAUCUAGGAAUCAUUUUGGCUGUUUAAUCGAGGCAACGAGAAGGAAGCGAGAUGGCGAGCGAGCUGAUCAACCGGCGACACGAGGCGGACCAACCGGCCGCAGAUGCUUACUACCCGAAACCAAUCAAACCGUGGUUCAUGGUGACUCGUCCGAUGCGUUACAUGCUCCGAGAACAGAGGCUUCUCUUUGUUCUCGUGGGCAUUGCAAUCGCGACAUUGGUUUUCACAAUUUUCCCUCGCUCCACCCAAUCCAUCGCCUACUCGGAUCCGUUUUCCGGUUACGGAAUCAGGACCGACGAGUCGUACCUUCCGGCGGUCCAGGCCCAGAGGAAACCAAGCGUGGAGUACCUGAACCGGAUCGGGGCAACAGGCGGGAAAAUCCCACUGGGGUUGAAACGGAAAGGGCUGCGAGUGGUGGUGACCGGUGGUGCCGGAUUCGUCGGGUCGCAUCUGGUGGAUCGUCUGAUGGAAAGAGGAGACACAGUGAUCGUCGUCGAUAAUUUCUUCACGGGUCGCAAAGAGAACGUGAUGCAUCAUUUCGGUAACCCUAAUUUCGAAAUGAUCCGCCACGACGUCGUCGAGCCGAUCCUCCUUGAGGUGGAUCAGAUCUAUCAUCUGGCGUGCCCUGCCUCCCCUGUCCACUACAAAUUCAAUCCCGUCAAGACCAUCAAGACGAAUGUGGUUGGAACGUUGAACAUGCUUGGUUUGGCCAAGCGAGUCGGUGCCAGAUUCCUCCUCACCAGCACCAGUGAGGUCUACGGUGAUCCUCUUCAGCAUCCUCAGGUCGAGACUUACUGGGGCAACGUUAAUCCCAUCGGUGUUCGUAGUUGCUACGAUGAAGGGAAGCGUACGGCAGAGACUCUGACCAUGGACUAUCACCGUGGUGCCAAUGUUGAGGUCAGGAUUGCUAGGAUCUUCAACACCUACGGUCCAAGAAUGUGUAUAGAUGAUGGGCGUGUUGUCAGCAACUUCGUUGCGCAGGCACUAAGGAAAGAACCAUUAACUGUUUAUGGUGAUGGGAAGCAGACAAGGAGUUUCCAGUUUGUUUCUGAUCUGGUCGAAGGUUUGAUGAGAUUGAUGGAAGGAGAACAUGUCGGGCCAUUUAACCUCGGUAACCCUGGUGAAUUCACCAUGCUUGAGCUUGCUAAGGUGGUUCAAGAGACGAUUGAUCCAAACGCAAACAUAGAGUUCAGACCAAACACAGAAGAUGACCCUCACAAGAGAAAGCCUGACAUCACAAAGGCCAAGGAGCUUCUUGGUUGGGAACCAAAGGUCUCUCUUCGUCAGGGACUCCCUCUCAUGGUCAAAGACUUCCGUCAACGUGUCUUUGGUGACCAGAAGGAAGGCUCCUCCAUGGCUGCAACCACCACCAAAACAACCUCAGCUUGAGCAAACGCAGAUGCAAGUAGCGGCCAUUGCGGUUGGUUAAUGGUUUAUCACCAAAAAAAAUACAAGGCAUUGCUUGCAGCUACAAUGUGGAGAGAAGAGAGAGCUUCGUUUCCUAAAAUUUAUUGUUUUUGAUUUCUAUUUUGGUAUUAUAUUCGUGUAAACGUAGAGUAAGAAUUUGGUGCCUUUACAAUAUUCAUGGACCUCACUACAGUUUUUGAAAAAAAAACUUCGUCAAAUCAUCA